AAACAUCCGGAGAGAUUGAGGGGGGGAAAAUGGCAGAAAAUAAAGCUCGCAAUCAUUGCAGCGUUCCUACAUGCACCAAUAAUUCGAGCAGACAGCCGUGCUUGAGUUUUCACUCGUUUCCCACCGACGUGCACCUGAGAAAGAGAUGGAUUUGUGCUAUUCGCCGGGACGAGGGGGGGCAUUUUAAGGUAUUAAGGGGCAGCACGUAUGUCUGCAGUCAGCAUUUUAAAGAGUCGGACUACUCCAAAACAACUGGCCGUAAGCGCCUUAAACAUGGAGCAGUGCCUUCGCGGUUUCAGUGGACAAACCCAGGAUCUUUUGCACGGAGCAAUUAUUUGGGGCUCAGGAAAGCUAGAAGAAUGCCUGGGAUGAUCUGGGAGAAGAUACCGGAUCAUGCUUACGCAGCGGUUCCGCCUCCUGCAGCUUUUAGACCUUUUGUAAUGGAAACAGAUGAGAGAAUGGCGAAUUCUUUCAGAAGACCUCCACACACUCCUGCUCACUCACAGGAGAUGCAGAGAGAUGAUUCCUCAAGCUCUGAGGAACAGGUCAUCUCUGUGGUCCAGACCAAGCCUCUAAAAGAGAAGGAUGAAGACUAUGUUUGUGGAGAUGCAUCAAGUUCAUUGGGACACGUCAUCCACAUGGCCAAGAAUUCUAGUGAAGAAUUUGAGAAGAUCAUUGUCAAUGAGGAAGAACCUGAAGACAAAGACAACCUCUCUGUAGACACGUCAGGUUCUUUGGGAUGUGCCAUCGCUGUUGAUCAGCAGAACGAAGAGUUUCUGAGGAUCACUGUAAAAGAGGAAGAGCCUGAAGAUGAAGAGUACCAGUGUGGAGCCACAUCAAGUUUGGAUGGAACUGAUAUCCCCAUGGACCAACAGAACGGUGAAUCCGAGAUGAAACCUGUGAAAAAUGAAGAACACGAAGAUGACUGCUAUCUUUUCUGUGAGCAAUGCCGAAUAGCCUUCAUCAACAAAUGUGAGGUUCAUGGUCCCGCUCUCUUCAUCCCUGAUACUCCUGUUCCAGUGGGGUGCAUUGAUCGAGCCAGACAGACCCUGCCCCUUGGCCUAGAGCUUCAGAUGUCUGCUAUUCCCAACGCAGGUCUGGGCGUGUUUAAUAAGGGAGAGACGGUUCCAGUUGGUACUCAUUUUGGGCCUUAUGAGGGAGAAGUGGUGGACAGAGAGGAAGCGAUAAACAGUGGAUACUCUUGGGUGAUGAAGAGAAGCACCGGAUGUGACGAAUACAUCGAUGGCAAGAGAGAAUCGUAUUGUAACUGGAUGAGGUAUGUGAAGUGUUCCCGCAAUGGUGAAGAUAACAAUCUUUUGGCAUUUCAGUAUCGUGGCAGGAUUCUGUACCGUUGCUCUCGACGCAUCGAUCCAGGACAGGAGCUUUUGGUGUGGUAUGAAGAGGAGUAUGCCAGAAACAUCGGCCUUGUGUUCGACGACUUCUGGAACAUAAAGAGCUCCUUAAAUGCAAAGAGCAAUGCAUUCUCCUGCUCGUGGUGUCCUCUUUUCUAUACAUCUGAAAUUCACCUCGGAGAACACAUCAAGAAACACCACUGCGAGGACGUCAAGACGCCGCAGAAAACGGCCGAGACACCGAGCUCGACUAGUCGACAAACGCCUUCUUGUCCACGCUUCACGAAUACCUCAGACGCAGACCCAGUUCAGAAAAAAGUCUUCCAGUGUUCAGAAUGCGAAAAGAGUUUCUCUCACCUGAGUAAUUUCCAAAUACACACGCGCAUUCACACGGGAGAGAAGCCAUAUCGGUGUUCGGAGUGCGGGAAAAGUUUCGCGCAACAGAACAAUCUUCAGUCGCAUCGGCGCAUUCACACAGGCGAGAAGCCGUACCGGUGUUCGCAGUGCGGGAAGAGCUUCAAUCGAGAGGAUAACCUGCGGAUUCAUCGCCGCAUCCACACGGGAGAGAAACCGUACUGCUGCGGAGUCUGUACCAAGAGUUUUGCUCACAGGAGCGCUCUUCAGAUACACCACCGUGUCCACACCGGAGAGAAGCCGUAUCAGUGUCCGCAGUGCCCGAAGAGCUUCACUCAACUGACUCAUCUGCAGCAACACAAGCUCACACAUAAUAGGGAAAAGCCGUACCAGUGUUUAAGCUGCAGGAAGUGUUUUACUCAGCAAUGCUACCUGCAAGCACACCAGCGCAUUCACACGGGAGAGAAGCCAUACUGCUGUACGCAGUGCGGGAAGACUUUUACUCACCAGAGCACCCUGCGGCGACACGGCCGCGUUCACACCGGAGAAAAGCCGUAUCAGUGCUCGCACUGCGCGAAGAGUUUCUCUCACAAGAGCACUUUCCAAAUACACCAGCAGACUCACACGGGAGAGAAGCCGUGCGAGUGUUCGGAGUGCGGGAAACGCUUUACGCAUCGACAAGCCCUGCUGCUACACCAGCGCACUCACACGGGAGAGAAACCGUAUCACUGUUCGGAGUGUGAGAAGAGUUUUCGUAGUCAGAGUCAUCUCCAAAGACAUCAGCGCACUCACGCGGGAGAGGGGCCGUAUCAGUGCUUGCAUUGUGGGCGGAGCUUCUGUUACGCAAGUACAUUUAAGACACACAAGUGCGUUGGCAUGGAGCGGUCAGCUGCUCUCUAGUAAAAAUCAUGAAAUCUCAUAUCAAAGCAUCAUUUUUGGAUUUUCUUUUUUGUAGUAAUUCAACUGGCAUAAUGGUGCAGCGGGUAGAUUCACUAACUCUCACCUCCAGGGUUCCUGGUGUGACCCCGAGCUCAGAUUACUGUAUGUGAGGAGCUUCAAUGUUCUUCUCAUGUCCGUCUGGAAUAUUUUACAUGUUCUCCAGUCUCUUUCUGUCUUCCACUAAUAAGUCAGUAGACAGAUUGCGUCAAGUGACCACCACAUCUCUCAUUAAGCCUUUCACAAAGUAUUUAAAAUGUAAAUACUGAUUAUUCUAAUUGCUUAAAAUUUCAAGUCACAAAAAUUUAUUUAUUUUUAAUUUAUUAUUAUUUUUUAAAAAAAACGUGACACUCCCCAGCACUGAUCCAUCCACUGGUCCAUGUCACCAUUUUGUAGCUAAAAAUAUCCUGCCACUUACAUCUCAAAAACAGACUUGAAACUAGCUCAUAACAGUUAAUAACAGGAAAUAAGUUCAUUAUGAUUUUUUUCACUUCCUGACAUCACUUUCUAUGGGUAAUUUUCCACUCCAUUCAUGAGACCGUGAGACGAGGAACUACAUAAGGGUGCUUUUACACGUUACAUGUAAUUCAAAUGGAAAUGCUACUGCCGUUUUUUGUCACAGAGCCAAAGUUUUAAGAUUUCAGAAAGUGAUAAUAAUCAUUUUUUUCAUCCUCCAUUCAGAUGGAAAGUGAGAGAAAUAAAAACAAGGCAAAAAAAAAAAAAA
This is a messenger RNA of Hemibagrus wyckioides, 3366 nucleotides long. Its product is annotated as histone-lysine N-methyltransferase PRDM9-like. The transcript is spliced from 10 exons. Lineage: Eukaryota; Metazoa; Chordata; Actinopteri; Siluriformes; Bagridae. Gene Ontology annotation, molecular function: histone methyltransferase activity; protein binding. Bases 30 to 2606 code for a protein of 858 amino acids. The record is from RefSeq and is a predicted model, not a curated record. Gene Ontology annotation, cellular component: nucleus.